AUAUGAGGACACUCUGGCUGGACAGCCCAUCCUGAUAAAGAGCUGAACCCCCCGAUUUCUACAACCUCAGUGGACAGGACCCUUCCUGGUCAUUUAUAGCACCCCAACAGCUGUCCGCUUACAAGAUCCUCCUCAGUGGAUUCAUCCUUCCAGAGUAAAGCUGUGUCCAUCUGACACUCAGCCUGACCCUUCUUCCUCCUCUUGGAAGUUGCAAGUACUCUCCUUGACCUCGUUAAAACUCACCCGAAUCCCUGAAGAAACUUAAAUGUCCUGCUCCUGUCCACCCUGCUGCUUCACCCUCUUCCUCCACUCUAUUUGCUAAGACAUGUCCUGGUUUCAUCCCCAAACUCCCACCUUAGAUUCUCUCUUAAACCAGAUAGAUGAUCUCAUCUUUUAGGGCACCCUGUAUGACUUCUCCCCAGAUGAGACGCCUCUAUUUACCUUCCUACUCACUUUAUCUAUCCCUCCUGCUCCUUUGGCUGCCCCGCAUGGCCGCACGCCCACUUCCAGUAAUGCCUAAUUACCUCUACAAAACUCUCAACCCACUUUCUGUUAAACCAGUCCAAUCCUUCUUUGGCAAAGGACUGCUGGCUUUGCAUUUCUCUAUCAGCUACCACUUACGUUGCCACUCCCAUUCCCACAAAAAACUGGGUAGUUACUAACUUAACCUACCACCCUCGUUAUGAAGGAAAAAGCCCUUUCCAACUCCUAAAUAUGCAGUCAUUGGCCGACUUCUCCAUCAAUGAAAUGACCAAAAAUACCCCGACAGGACAUGCAGUUCAACUUUUAGGCUCCUACAUGUCUAGCCUCACCCAUUACACAAGAAAUGAAAAACCCAUACACGGCCCUGUGACUACAAACACUGUCUUAACUUUCCAAGCCCCUUUAUGCAUCCAACACAACCUGUCAUCAGGCCUACCCCUAGGUCACCUCCUGUUCCAUCAGUGCAACUACACCUCGCAGCUUCAAGCCCCAUCUGACUACAUUAACUUCCAGGUCUCCCAAACGGCUACAUUCAAGCAGCCUGUCCACUUCUCAAAGCCCCCGGAAGUCAUCAGCACCUCCCUGCUUAACAAACAAUCCGGGUUUUGUAAUGGCAGGCAUACACACUGCAUGAGCGACCAUUCACCCCUGGACCCCCUGCAGCAGCACUCCCACCACUGACAAAUGCCUCCUUUCCCCGCUUUCAGCUACCCUUCUGAGUGGCUUCUAGUAGAUACAAAAUGAUUUUUCCACCAAUGGGAAAAUAAAACAGGGAGCCACUCAGCUUAUCCCAAACAUCCCUUUUCAACCACUCACGGGGGCCACCUUGGCAAGUACCCUAGGGGUGUGAGAAAAUGAAAACAACAAAUUCACACACCUUUUUAACAUACACAGACAGUUCUGCCUACCCAGCCAAGGCAUAUUCUUCUUGUGUGGAACUUCAACCUAUGUCUGCCUCCCCACUAACUGGACAGACACCUGUACCCUAGUCUUCCUAAGCCCCAAAAUUGACAUUGCCCUUGGAAACCAAACCUUACCAGUCCCUGUCAGAGCCCAUGUCCAUCAGUGUAGGGCCGUGCAGAUAAUACCCUUGCUUAUAGGACUAGGAAUUACCAAUGCCACAGGAACAGGAAUAGCAGGUUUGUCCCCUUCCCUGUCCUACUAUUGUACACUCUCAAAGGAUCUCUCAGCCUCCAAGACAUAGUAAAAUCCACCCUUACUCUCCAAUCCCCAAUAGACUCCUUAGCAGCAGUAACUUUCCAGAACCACUGUGGCUUAGACCUCCUAACCGCCGAAAAAGGUGGUCUCUGCACCUUUUUAGGGGACGAUUGUUGUUUUUACACCAACCAGUCUGGACUAGUACGAGAUGCUGCCCAGCGGUUAAAUGAAAAGUCUUCUAAAAUCAGGCAACGUCUUUCAGACUCUUAACACCAAUCUUUGGAGCUGGGCAUUGUGGCUUCUCCCUAAAGCUUGGCCCCUCAUUUCCAUCAUUCUCCUUCUCCUGUUCAGACCCUGUCUCUUCUGACUAGCCUCUCAGUUCCUACAAAAUCUCAUUCAAGCUGUUACCAGUCAAUCUAUGCGGCAAAUGCUAGUCCUAACUGCCCCUGAAUGUCACCCCAACCCCAAGAUCUCUCUCCCGAUUAGGAGUCCAUGCCACCCCAAGUCCCGCUUGAAGAAUCCCUGAGAAACAUCUCUGCAUCCACUUCUUUUCUUAUUAAAACAAAAAGACAGUAAUGUCAUAUCCCAAAAAUACGGCUGCACUACUGCCAGCAGGCCAUUAUUACAGUGGGCCAUUAAGAACUCUGUGAACGGCACAUAUGCCUCCAGACUUCCUGGAACCAGAAAACCUGCAACAACCAAAAACCACAAAAGAAGAACAGCGGGUUCCUGUCCCAACUGGUCGAUCAACUUCUUGAGUCAACAAGUGCCAAAACUGUGUUGUAAUUUUCCACCCGCCACUUUGCCCUAUAAAGACUGCUCUCCCUCACGCCUCCGGGCUGACUCCCUUUUCAGACUCAGCCCACUAGCACCCAAGUGAAUAAACAGCCUUGUUGCUCACACAAAAUCUGCUUGGGUCUUCAAUCCAGACCACGCUGUAACACACACUUACAAAAUUCUGCUGAGAAUAUGCCCGCCUUUAUUCUUUAUGCUCAUGUUUCUCAUACUGAGGGUAGCUGUACACUUUGGGUUUUUACAGAGAAAUGUGUUUUAGGGGAAUAUUUUCUGACUGACUUGUUCAAUCAUCUAAUCUGAGUUUUUUUCUAAAGAUGCUUUUAUCUUUUUUUUUUUCUCUCAAUAUAAUCAUUUUCAGCUGUUUUUCUCUUGAAUGCAUUGGGUGUCUGUUUUGGAAGCCCUAUUACUAUCCCAUGGUGUCUGUGAAUGAGGUGGGCUGUCACAGUGAGAACUCUUGGAGCUAUCUCUAUAUGGACUCUUGCUGGAAAUCUAGCAGAGUGAUUUCCAUGUCACCAUUAUAAAUAAAAAACUGAGGUUUAAAUACUGCACCUAUUCCCAUUAUUGUGAAGGUGCAGUUCUACCCAGGAGUGCUGCAGGCUUUCCUCCUGCAACUCAGGCUUCACUCUCUGAUGUGGCAUUGAAGUGCUGCUGUGGCAGUUGGGGUUAUAUAUAGGGUGCCAGGUGUGAGCUCUGUGCUAUGGACUCUGCCUCAGUGGCAGAUGGUAGGAGUCAAGAGAGGACACAAGCCACCAGGAGAUGGCAGGCAGGAGGCACCUGGCUUUAAGUUGCAGAAUUACCUCUUGUCAUGAAGAUGUGAAAAGUUUAUUUUGUCAUUGAUUAUAACCAAUUAGCAUAUAUGGAUGGCCUUCCCAAUUACCAGGUGAAUUUAGGGUGAACUAUGUAUGACAUGUGCUGUAAAUUUUUCUACUUGUGGACUAAUUAUUGUGACUGUCUUUCUGUCUUUGCAAUCUCUUAAGCAGAUUGACUGUGAUACAUGUCACAUUCUGGUUUAAUUGUGUAAUAAAAUGGUUUUCUUUCUGUUCUGUCAUUGUGGAGUUACUCUGGAGCUGGACAAAAUUUUUCUUUUAGUUAUAUUUUCCAAACACUGUCUAGAAUUGUUACACAUCAUAUAAACAUAUAAGGUGCCAACCAAGUUUUAACCUAGAGGAGGCUUUUCCUUUCAGGCUUUCAGUCAACUCACGAUUGUGCUGCAAAAUGCAUGCUGUCCCCUAAAUAUGCAGGCAGAAUUGUGUCUCUGCCUCUUUGGUGUUAUAGUCCUCUACAGUCACCUCUAGAGAGGCUAGGCCAGAUUUCUACAUACUUCACAGGGCAGCGAUUAACCAUUUUACCUCUUUAAAUGACUCUUGUAUCUUUAGACCAGAAGCUGAUUUCAGAGACCAUGGGGCCCAGAAACCCAGAGAUGGAACCAUUGACAUUUAAAGAUGUGGCCAUAGAAUUCUCUCUGGAGGAGUGGCAAUGCCUGGAUACUGCACAGCGGGAUUUAUAUAGGAAUGUGUUGUUAGAGAACUACAGAAACCUGGUCUUUUUGGGUAUUGCUGUCUCUAAGCCAUAUCUAAUCACCUGUCUGGAGCAAAAAAAAGAGCCCUGGAAUAUAAAAAGACAUGAGAUGGUAGCCAGGCCCCCAGUAAUGUCUUUUCAUUUUGCCCAAGACCUUUGGCCAGAGCAGAACAUAAAAGAUUCUUUCCAAAAAGUGACACUGAGAAGAUAUGGAAGAUGUGAAUAUGAGAAUUUACAGUUAAGAAAAGGCUAUAAACAUGUGGAUGAGUGUAUGGGGCACAAAGGAGGUCAUAAUACAGUUAAACAAUGUUUGACAGCUACCCCAAGCAAAAUAUUCCAAUGUAAUAAAUAUAUGAAAGUCUUUGAUAAAUUUUCAAAUUCAAAUAGAUAUAAGAGAAGACAUACAGGAAACAAGCACUUCAAAUGUAAAGAAUGUGGCAAAUUAUUUUGCAUUCUUUCACAACUAACUCAGCAUAGAAGAAUUCAUACCAGAGUGAAUUCCUACAAAUGUGAAGAAUGUGGAAAAGCCUUUAACUGGUUCUCAACUCUUACUAAACAUAAGAGAAUUCAUACUGGAGAAAAACCCUACAUAUAUGAAGAAUGUGGCAAAGCCUUUAACCAGUCCUCACAACUUACUAGGCAUAAGAUAAUUCAUACUGAAGAGAAACCCAGCAAAUAUGAAGAAUGUGGCAAGGCCUUUAAACAGGCCUCACACCUUACUAUACAUAAAAUAAUUAAUACUGGAGAAAAACCUUACAAAUGUGAAGAAUGUGACAAAGUCUUUAGCCAGUCCUCACACCUUACCACACAAAAGAUACUUCACACUGGCGAGAACCUCUAUAAAUGUGAAGAAUGUGGAAAAGCUUUUAACCUAUUCUCAAAUCUUACUAACCAUAAGAGAAUUCAUGCUGGGGAGAAACCCUUCAAAUGUAAAGAAUGUGGCAGAGGGUUUAACAUAUCCUCAAACCUUAAUAAACAGGAGAAAAUUCAUACUGGAGAGAAACCCGACAAAUGUGAAGAAUGUGACAAAGCUUUUAACCAGUCCUUAAAACUUACUGCACAUAAGAAAAUUCUAAUGGAAGGGAAACCCUACAAAUGUGAAGAAUGUGGGAAAGUCUUUAACCAGUUCUCAACUCUUACUAGACAUAAGAUAAUUCAUACUGGAGAGAAACCUUACAAAUGUAAAGAAUGUGGCAAAGCUUUUAACCAAUCUUCAAACCUUACUGAACAUAAGAAAAUUCAUACUGCAGAGAAAUCCUAUAAAUGUGAAGAAUGUGGCAAAGCUUUUAACCAACACUCAAACCUAAUUAACCAUAGGAAAAUUUAUACUGGAGAGAAACCAUACAAAUGUGAAGAAUGUGGAAAAGCUUUUAAUCGAUCCUCAACCCUUACUAGACAUAAGAAAAUUCAUACUGGAGAGAAACCCUACAAAUGUGAAGAAUGUGGCAGAGCUUUUAGCCAGUCUUCAAACCUUACUGAACAUAAGAAAAUUCAUACAGGAGAGAAACCCUACAAAUGUGAAGAAUGUGGCAAAGCUUUUAACCGAUUCUCAACCCUUACUAAACAUAAGAGAAUUCAUACUGGAGAAAAACCCUAUAAAUGUGAAGAAUGUGGAAAAGCCUUUAAUCAGUCCUAUCAACUUACUAGACAUAAGGUAAUUCAUACUAAAGAGAAACUCAACAAAUGUGAAGAAUUUGGCAAGCCCUUUAAACAGUCCUCACACCUUACUAUCCAUAAAAUUAUUCGUACUGGAGAGAAACCCUACAGAUGUGAAGAACAUGGCAAAGUUUUUAACCAGUCCUCACACCUUACUACACAAAAGAUAAUUCAUACUGGAGAGAACCUCUACAAAUUUGAAGAACAUGGAAAAGCUUUUAACCUAUUGUCAAACAUUACUAACCAUAAGAUAAUUUAUACUGGAGAGAAACCCCACAAAUGUGAAGAAUGUGGAAAAGCUUAUAACCGAUUCUCAAACCUAACUAUACAUAAGAGAAUUCAUACGGGAGAGAAACCUUACCAAUGUGCAGAAUGUGGCAAAGCCUUUAACUGCUCCUCAACCCUUAAUAGACAUAAGAUAAUUCAUACUGGAGAGAAACCUUACAAAUGUAAAGAAUGUGGCAAAGCUUUUAACCUAUCCUCAACCCUUACUGCACAUAAGAAAAUUCAUACUGGAGAGAAACCCUAUAAAUGUGAAGAAUGUGGCAAAGCUUUUAACCAAUCCUCAAACCUUACUACACAUAAGAAAAUUCAUACUUCAGAGAAACCCUACAAAUGUGAAGAAUGUGGCAAAUCCUUUAACCAGUUCUCAUCUCUUAAUAUACAUAAGAUAAUUCAUACUGGAGAGAAACCCCACAAAUGUGGAGAUUAUGGCAAAGCUUUCAACCUAUCCUCAAAUCUUACUACACAUAAGAAAAUUCAUACUGGAGAGAAGCCCUACAAAUGUGAAGAAUGUGGCAAAACUUAAUUGAUCCUAAAAACUUACUACACAUAAGAAAAUUCAUACCGGAGAGAAUCUCCACAAAUGUGAAGAAUGUGUUAAAGCCUUUAACAAGUCUUCAACCUUUUCUACACACAGAAGAUAUUUUAUACUGGUGAGAAAUCCUACAAAUGUAAAGAAUGUGGAAAAGCUUUUAACUAAUCUUCAAACCUUACUGAACGUGAGAAAAUUCGUACUAGAGAGAAUCCUGCAAAUGUGUAAAAUGUGGCAAAGCCUUUAACUGGUCCUCACUUUUACUAAACAUAAGGUAAUUCAUACUGGAGAGAAGCCAUACAAAUGAGAAGAAUGUGACAAUGCCUUUAAUCAGUCCUCACACCUUUCUACACUUAAGAAAAUUUAUACUGGAGAGGCACUCUAUAAUUGGGAAGAAUGUGGCAAAGCUUUUAACCAAUCCUCAUACCUUACCGUACAGAAAUUCAUACUGGAGAGAAAGUCUACAAUUGUGAAGAAUGUUGCAAAGCUUUUAACCUUCCUUAACCCUUACAGCAGAUAAGAAAAUUCAUACUAGAAAGAAACCCUACAAAUGUGAAGUCUGUGGCAAAGCUUUUAACUGAUUCUCAACUCUUAACUACAUGUAAGAGUAUUUAUACUGGAGAGAAAUCCUACAAAUGUAAAAAAUGUGGCAAUGCCUUAACUGGUUCUCACACCUUGCUACACAUAAGACAAUUUAUACUUUGAGAGAAACCCUGCAAAUGUGAAUAAUGUGGCAACACUUUAAACCAAUCCUCAAACCUCACUAAACAUAAUACUGAAAACUUUACAAACCUGAAUGAUGUGACAAUAAUUUUGACAACACCUCAAACUUCCUAACAUAAAUCAUACUGGUGAAAAAUCCUAGAAAUGUGAAAAAUGUCACAAAGCCUUUAAAUGGUUGUCACACUUUAUUGUAGGUAAGAUAAUCCAUACUGAAGAAAACUCCCAGAAGUGUGAAGAAUGUGGUGACACUUUUAAUAAAUGCUCACCCCUUAUUGCACAGGAAAUCAUUUAUGCUUCUGAAAGAUUGUACAAAUACAAGGAAUGUGGAAAAGCCAUUAUUAUCUGCUCACAUUUUACUCAACAUUAGAGAGUACUUAAUAAAAACAUUACAAAUGCAAUUUUUGUCAAGAGAUCUUUCAGAAAAUAUAAGCCUUUAAAGUGAAGAAGAGGAGCCAGGUAUGCUGGCUCACAUCUGUAAUGCCAGCACUUUGGGAGGCCGAGGUGGGUGGAUCACGAGGGCAGGAGUUUGAGACCAGCCUGACCAACAUAGCAAAACCCCAUCUCCAUUAAAAAUUGUACAAAAAUUAGCUGCAUAUGGUGGCACGCCCCUGUAAUCCCAGCUACUUGGGAGGCUGAAGCAGAAUUGCUCAAACCUGGGAGGCAAAGGUUGCAGUGAGCUGAAGUCACACCACUACACUCCAGCCAAGGCAACAAGAGCAAAAACUUCGUCUCAAAAACAAAACAAAAGUAUUCAUUAGUAUUCAUUUUGAAGACAAACGUUACAAAUACGAGAGGGUUUUAGUACCUUUACUUGUAUCACAGAUAUUGUUGUACCCAUUUUGUACUAGAGGAAAACCCUGAAGCAGCUGCUCAAACUUUGUUCACCAGAAAAUUUAUAUUGGAGAAAAACACUGUAAAUGUAAUGCAUUUGGAAAAACGUUUUUAAAAAACUGCAGCUUAGAAAAUACCAGAGGCCUCAUACUAAAAUAUAUUUUUGCAAGUGCAGUAAAUAUAAAAAUAAUUUAAUCCAAAAUUAAGUCUAUGUAAAUAUCAGAGAAUUCACAGUAGAAAUAUCUAAGGUAUUGACACUUCAGACAUUGCACUAAAUCAGAAUGCUGAGUAUAGAAAAUAAUUUAAAGCUAAAGUUGGUAAAUAAUUUGUAUAUAACUUUAAAAGUAGAAUUUUUUUGUAGAUUUAUUACAUUCAAAUUAUAUUUUUUCUUGAAAAAUUAGUUUUUGAAAAGCAAAUGAUGUAAUUCAACUCUCAAAUUACUUCAUGCUCUUCAUUCCUAUUCACACAUGAAAGCAUGUGAUUAAUUUUUCAUGCAUCAAAGAUAAGAGAAAUCAUUUCUGUUAGGUGGGUAUUAUUUACGACACUUUCUAUGAAAGAAUAAGGACAUUAAAAUAUAAGAUGCGUGAUGAAAACCUGAGUGAAGAAGCUUUUUGUGUUUAACUUAUAAUACUGAGUGAUCCAUGAAGUAGGUGUUCAGAGCAAUAUUCUUCUGCAUUAUGGUAAAAAAUUUUUAAUGUUAAAGUUAAUUAGUAGUACAUCAUUUUACUAACCACUUUUAUGUGAUAAAAUUGUGU
This is a messenger RNA of Cercocebus atys (sooty mangabey), 8733 nucleotides long. RefSeq names its product zinc finger protein 107 (gene ZNF107). The record is from RefSeq and is a predicted model, not a curated record. The transcript is spliced from 5 exons. Gene Ontology annotation, cellular component: nucleus. Lineage: Eukaryota; Metazoa; Chordata; Mammalia; Primates; Cercopithecidae. Gene Ontology annotation, molecular function: DNA-binding transcription repressor activity, RNA polymerase II-specific; RNA polymerase II transcription regulatory region sequence-specific DNA binding. Gene Ontology annotation, biological process: negative regulation of transcription by RNA polymerase II. Bases 3794 to 6418 code for a protein of 874 amino acids.